Molecule: messenger RNA, 677 nt
Organism: Xenopus laevis (African clawed frog)
Lineage: Eukaryota; Metazoa; Chordata; Amphibia; Anura; Pipidae
Gene: litafd.L
Product: LITAF domain containing L homeolog
Exons: 6
Coding region: 102-518 (138 amino acids)
Cellular component (GO): lysosomal membrane; late endosome membrane; cytoplasmic side of lysosomal membrane
Molecular function (GO): zinc ion binding
Source: RefSeq, a predicted model, not a curated record
UCUCAGCAAAGUCUAUGUAAGAGACAGUAUCACAGGGAAACAUUAACAGAGUGCUGACAGCUGCUGCUGGGAACUGGUACAACUGCUGAUAAAAGUGAAAUAUGAAUUACGACAAAGAAGGAAACCCGGCAGGACACCCACAACCUGGAGUUGGAGGAGCCUAUCCACCUCCACCAGCAUAUAAUCCAUCUUCAGGAGCAGCCUAUCCACCUGCACCAGUUUAUAAUCCACAACCAGGACAGCCAGUGACGUUUGCUCCUGUUGUUACGCCAGUCAUUGUGACAUCGGUAUUUCAUGACACCCCUGCAUCAACAACUUGUCCAGCGUGUAGGCAGAACGUAAUCACCAACAUACAUUACAGUACUGGCUUACUUGUGUGGCUUCUGUUUGGCAUCCUACUGAUUUUUGGGUGUUGGUUGGGAUGCUGCUUGAUCCCAUUUUGUGUGGAUAGCUGUAAGGAUGUCGAUCAUUUUUGCCCAAACUGCAAUCACCAUUUGUACAAAUAUAAAAGAAUGUGAAAAAAGAAAAACGUCUGUUAUAAUGUUGCUUUAUAUCCUGUCUUUGGCAUAAAAUGACAAGUAACACAUCCUGAUUUCAACCCUUUAGACUGUAUUUUUAUUAAUAAAUAAAUUAUAGAAAAAUAAACUAUAUGCAAAAUAUUGCUUGCAUUAAAGAUA